AUGUUUGAUUUAGAUUUUACAUUAGGAGUUUGGGGAGAUAAUGAAGCAUGUGGUGAGAUUAAUUUCUCUUUUGAUGGACUCCGUAACGAUCAACUUGUGCUGAUCAAAAGAUAUAGUUUGGUUUCUCUUUUGUCAAUUUGUCCCACCAGGCAGCAGCGAAGGCUUCUUCGCUCUCAAGGGUUGUUCCACAUAGUUGCUGGCUUGGACCAUGACACCGCUGACUUGAACCUUGACACUGCUAGCUUUUCCCUUUCAAUCUAG
This is a messenger RNA of Vicia faba (fava bean), 261 nucleotides long. The record is from the annotation of a GenBank genome assembly. Lineage: Eukaryota; Viridiplantae; Streptophyta; Magnoliopsida; Fabales; Fabaceae.